Messenger RNA from Bacillus rossius redtenbacheri, 5268 nucleotides. RefSeq lists its product as uncharacterized. The coding region runs from base 62 to 4033 and encodes 1323 amino acids. Lineage: Eukaryota; Metazoa; Arthropoda; Insecta; Phasmatodea; Bacillidae. The record is from RefSeq and is a predicted model, not a curated record. Gene Ontology annotation, cellular component: membrane. The transcript has 11 exons. Gene Ontology annotation, biological process: transmembrane transport. Gene Ontology annotation, molecular function: transmembrane transporter activity.
AACCCUCAGAAGCACGCGCGGAGCGACGCCGGGACGACGCGGGACGUCUCUCUGCCUCGACAUGACGUCGGUCAAGUCUCUGCGCGUGGCGGGCAAGAAGGCGGCGCAGAGAUGGCACCAGUACCUGGCGGCGUUCCUAGUGAACAUCGUCUCCGUGUCGGCGGGCACCACGUACGGCUGGCUCACGCCCAUGCUGCCGCUGCUCCAGUCGGACAGCUCGCCGCUCGGCAUCCCGCCCAUCUCGGACGGCGAGGCGUCGUGGAUCGCCUCCGUCGCGACGCUGGCGCGCCUCGUGUCCAUCCCGGCAUACAUGUACUCGCACGACCGCCUGGGCCGGCGCGUCACUGCCUACCUGACCGCGGCGCCGCUCGUCGCCUGCUGGGCGAUGCUGCUGGCGGCGCGCUCCGCGCUCAUGCUGCUGGUGGCCAGAUUGCUUUUCGGAGUAUCGAGCGCCGGGAUAUGCUUGCUCGUCCCGUCGUACCUGAGCGACAUCGCUGAAGACGACGUGAAAGGACAGCUGGGCGUGUUCUACACGCUGUCCAUCGACGUGGGGCUGACCAUGUCCUACGCCAUGGGCCACUACAUGUCGUACGUGGCCUACAACACCUGCUGCCUCAUCCUGCCAAUCGUGUUCGCCGCGGCGAUGUUCUGGCUGCCAGAGUCCCCCAUAUUCCUCAUGACGGAGGGCAAGACCGAGGAGGCGAAGAAGGCGCUCCGGUGGCUGAGGAACGGACAGGACAAGGAGUUGGAGAUCGACCGACUGAAAGCCAGGGCGGAGGACACUUUGAAGAAGCGCCAGACCAAACUAUCGCUGUCGGACAUCACGGAGCGAAGCACCAUGAGAGGCAUCCUCAUCAACCUCAGCCUCACCUCCGUGAGGUACCUGUGCGGGGUGAACGCCAUCAUGACCUACACGGUGGUGAUCUUCCAGGAGGCAGGGUCGACCAUCGAGCCCAACCUCGCGACGAUACUGGUGGGGGUGCUGGUGAUCAUCGGGUCCGUGUUCUCCUCGCUGGUGGUGGAGAGGUGCGGCCGGCGACCGCUGCUCAUAUACACCACGGUGCUUCUGGCCGUCUCGCUCAUCUCCCUGGGCGCCUUCUGCUACCUGAGGAGCCUGGGCUGGGACCUGGACCACCUGGGCUGGCUGCCGCUCGCCUGCAUGUGCCUCUACAACCUGGUGCACGGAGUCGCGCUCAGCCCCUUGCCCAGCGCCAUCGUCAACGAGACGGUCACCGUCCACGCCCGCGGAGCCGUGCAGAGCCUCUGCAACAUCGUCGGCGCGGUGUUCUCCUUCGCCGUGCUCAUGACCUACUCGCCGCUCACCAAGGCCGUGGGGCAGCACGGCUGCUUCUGGCUGUACGCCUCCGUGUGCGUGGCGGGCACCGUCACCAUGUACCUCACCGUGCCGGAGACCAAGAACAGGAGCAUCGAGGAGGUCAUCGAGCAGCUCAGGAGCGACCACUACGUCCGCUCAGUGCUGCAGAAGAGGCCCCGGCCCGGCGACCCGGCCUACUGCGACGAUCACAGCGACGUCUUCAGCUGCGACGAUCACAGCGACGUCUUCAGCUGCGGCGGUCACACCGACGUCUUCAGCUGCGGCGGUCACACCGACGUCUUCAGCUGCGACGAUCACAGCGACGUCUUCAGCUGCGACGAUCACAGCGACGUCUUCAGCUGCGGCGGUCACACCGACGUCUUCAGCUGCGGCGGUCACACCGACGUCUUAAGCUGCGGCGAUCAAAGCGACGUCAUCAGCUGCGGUUGUCACAGCGACGUCUUCAGCUGCGGCGGUCACAGCGACGUCUUCAGCUGCGGCGGUCACUGCGACGUCUUCAGCUGCGGUUGUCACAGCGACGUCUUCAGCUGUGGCGAUCACUGCGACGUCUUCAGCUGCGGCGAUCACUGCGGCGAUCACUGCGACGUCUUCAGCUGCGGCGAUCACUGCGACGUCUUCAGCUGCGGCGAUCACUGCGACGUCUUCAGCUGCGGCGAUCACAGCGACGUCUUCAGCUGCGGCGAUCACAGCGAACAGCGAACAAUGAACAAUGAAACAAUGUUGUCCGAGCUGGCCGACAGAAGGAUGCUGCGAGGUCUGUUCAUCUGCCUGGGGCUCACCCUGAACCAGCAGCUGAUGGGGCUGGCCAGUUGGCCAGAUGGCCAGUUGGCCAGAUGGCCAGAUGGCCAGAUGGCCAGAUGGCCAGAUGACCUCACCACCAUCCUCCUGGGUGCGCUGGUGGUGGUUGGCACCUUCUUCUCGUCGCUGGCCAUCGGGAGGUUACUGCCCAUCGCCUCCGACGUGGUCAUCACCCUGUCGGCGCUGUGCGUGCACAUCCUGAGCUCCGGGUUAGGAGGACUCGGGACUCUGCCGUUCACCAUCGCGACGGAGCUGGUGCAACCACGACCGCCGCGGCCUCGUGUGCAGACCGCCGACACGACGAUGCCGCUGUCGGUCUCGACCUUCGGCCUGACUCUGGGACUCGCGUCCCUCUCAGGGCGCGAGCUGACGAGUCAGGGUCUCUCGCUUGUUGCCAUGGAGUCUGCGCGGAAGCAGUCGAUCUCACCCUCCGAGGAAGCUUGGAAACCCCACGGCCAGUGGCGCCAAUACUUGGUCACCGCCAUGGUGAACAGCGUAACAUUCUUAGCAGGAACCACGUACGGUUGGCCUGCACCGAUACUGCCCGUCCUCCAAUCAGCGGACUCCCCAGUCGGCAUCCCGCCAAUCACAGACGACGAGGCGUCGUGGCUGGCGUCAGUUUACUGCCUGUCGCGGAUUGCCGCCCUGCCUUUCUUCAUGUACAUCAUCGAGCGCUACGGGUGCAAGGUCACAGGUUACUGCGUGGCCGCGCCGUUCGUAGUCAGCUACGCAAUGCUGCUGUUCGCCAACUCUAUGGGCAUGCUGUUCUGGGCGAGAUUCAUCACUGGGAUCGCGUCUGCAGGCACUGGAAUUCUCCCUCCCAGCUACACAAUAGACAUCGCCGAGGACACGAACAAGGGGAAACUGAACGUCAUCUACGCACAGACGAUGAACGUCGGCAUCACGCUCUCCUACGUCAUGGGCUACUACACCUCGUACACGGUGUUCCACGCGAGCUGCCUGGCCAUGAGUGUGGUGUUCACCGCCGGCUUCCUCUGGCUGCCGGAGUCCCCCCUCUUCCUGAUGACCGUCGGCAGGACGCAGGAGGCGAGGGAGACGCUCAUGUGGCUGAGGAACGACCAGGAGAGCGAGUUCGAGCUCGAGAGGACGAAGACCAGAGCCCAAGAAGUUUUGGCGAAGAGAAAAGAAAAGGUGUCUUUCAACAAAUUCGCCGACAGAACGAUGUUGCGAGGACUCUUCAUCUCCUUGGCCCUCACCCUGAACCAACAGCUCAGCGGGAUAGGACCGAUCAUAUCGUUCGCCGUGGCCAUCUUCCAGCAGGCCGGGGCGGCGAUACCGCCGAACCUAACCACCAUACUGCUGGGCGUUGUAAUGAUCGUCGGCACGCACUUGUCCUCCAUGGCCGUCGAGAAGUUCGGCAGGAGAUUCCUCCUGAUCGGCUCCGACGUCGUCAUCACCGUCUGCCUGUUCGCCGUCGGCGCGUACUUCUACCUGCAGCAGCUGGGGCGGGACGUGUCCGGAGUCGGGUGGCUGCCGGUAGCGGCGCUGUGCGCGUACAUCCUCAGCACCGGGGUGGGACUCGGGACCCUGCCGUUCACGAUCGCCACGGAGCUGGUGCACCCCAAUAGCCGCGGCCUCGUGCAGACGGCCAACACGAUGCUGCUGUCCGUCCUGGCCUUCGCCUCAACGCUGGGGUUCGCUCCGCUCGCGCGCGCAGCCGGGCAGCACGGCUGCUUCUGGCUCUUCUCCGCGUUCUGCGCCUGCGGGACCGUCUUCGCGUUCUUAGCCCUGCCGGAGACGAAGGGCAGGAGCCUGGAGGACGUCCUGGAGCAGAUGGGCAGCGAUGGUUUCAUCCGCUCGGUCGUGUGCUACAAGACGGACACCCGAGCUGACAGAACUAGAGAACCAUAUCUUACCAAAGAAUCAACGAAGGCAUGAAAUUUUCAGUAAUGGACGUCUGAAUUUAACUAGAGAACCAUUUUUUUACCAAAAAAUCAACGAAGGCAUGAAAUUUUCAGUAAUGGACUAUCUGAAUUUAACUAAAGAACCAUAUUUUACCAAAGAAUCAACGAAGGCAUGAAAUUUUCAGUAAUGGACUAUCUGAAUUUAACUAAAGAACCAUAUUUUACCAAAGAAUCAACGAAGGCAUGAAAUUUUCAGUAAUGGACAUCUGAAUUUAACUAAAGAACCAUAUUUUACCAAAGAAUCAACGAAGGCAUGAAAUUUUCAGUAAUGGACAUCUGAAUUUAACUAAAGAACCAUAUUUUACCAAAAAAUCAACGAAGGCAUGAAAUUUUCAGUAAUGGACAUCUGAAUUUAACUAAAGAACCAUAUUUUACCAAAGAAUCAACGAAGGCAUGAAAUUUUCAGUAAUGGACAUCUGAAUUUAACUAAAGAACCAUAUUUUACCAAAGAAUCAACGAAGGCAUGAAAUUUUCAGUAAUGGACAUCUGAAUUUAACUAAAGAACCAUAUUUUACCAAAGAAUCAACGAAGGCAUGAAAUUUUCAGUAAUGGACAUCUGAAUUUAACUAAAGAACCAUAUUUUACCAAAGAAUCAACGAAGGCAUGAAAUUUUCAGUAAUGGACAUCUGAAUUUAACUAAAGAACCAUAUUUUACCAAAGAAUCAACGAAGGCAUGAAAUUUUCAGUAAUGGACAUCUGAAUUUAACUAAAGAACCAUAUUUUACCAAAGAAUCAACGAAGGCGUGAAAUUUUUCAGUAAUGGACAUCUGAAUUCAUCCCAAUGAAAUUCACUGUGCAGAAAUAAAAUUCAAAAUUAUAUAUUAUCUUUGAAAUAUUUGUGCAAUGGGAGUGCAUGACUUGAUGUAAGCUUUUGGACAUGCGCCAUUGCUAGCACAUGUAUGUCUGUGUUUUUUUAUGUAGUUUUCUUCUACAGACAUACAUGUGCUAAGCAAUGGCGUAUGUCCAAAAGCUUACAUCAAGUCAAAAUUAUAUUCCACUCUUUUCAAACAAUACUGAAUUUACUGGAGUUAAGACAGAUAUAACUUCAUGAAAAUCGAUGAAUUCGGAAGGGUCUUGUCAAAUAAAAUAUUUUUUUUUAAAAAUAUAUAUGUAACAAACAAUUAUUUUACUGAUUGAAAACCAUUUGUGAUUUCUGAAUUUUCGAUUACUUGAAAUUCAACAAAUAUAUUUAUUUUAUACGAUUGUAAA